AUGGUGGAUGGCUUCCACACACUCUUCAUCCUCAUACACAUGGCUCUUCCUCUUCCUCAUCCCCGACUUCCUGGAGACGUCAAGAAACCGUUUCUCUGUGCUUCGGAGGUCUCUCCCCCCUCCCCCACCUCCCUCCCCCUGUCAUCCACCCCCACUCCAUCACCCAGCAGAUCUCCCCAGUUCCUCUCAGCCGACAAGACUAUCUCCCCCAUCCCAUCCCACUCCACUCCCUGCCCCCCCUCACCCCUCUCUCCACCUCCCCCAACUACCACAGUCCAGCGUCUCCCAAAACCUUGCUCCCCCACCACCCCUCACUGCAUCGCCCCUGACACCUCACCGGGUCGCCAGCUCCACGACACACCUCAUGCCCCAGCUGCAUCUCUCCCAGCAUCCCUCACCCCGACUCAUCCUCCGUUUGUCACCCCCUCUCCCCCCCCGUCCCUGAUUCCCUCUCUCCCACCGUCCCCCCACUCCCCUUCCCUCCUCCAGUCCCAACGGUGUGGGCUGGAGUACAGCGAGGCCAGGCUCCAGCCUGUCGGCUCUAUGUUCUCCUCCCUGCUGCUGGCUGCCCUCUGUGUCUCUGUCUGUUUGGAGAUCAUCAGCCACACCCUGCAGCCCCAGCUGCUCCGGCGCCCCUUACUGGCCACAGUGGUGGGGGCCGUGAGUCUGCUCCACAACCUGCUGGUACUAGGGCUGGGCUGGGGAAGCCAGCAAGGGGGCGGGAUGGUGUCAGGGGAGGAGAGGAGUGGAAGUCUCUGGGAGGAUGGGAAAGUCAAGAACAAGAACCAAGCCUGCUCGGCAGAGGGGUGCAUGGUCCACCCCUACUCUCUGCAUGGUCCCUUCCAAGAAGGAACUCUGGUGCUGUGUAACCCUGGGGCCUCCAGUGUCCUGGACCCUGACUGCCCUGACUCAACCUCACCACCAACCCAGGAUCCUCCCUCCUUUCUUGGAGCCCGUGUUCCUGCAGCAACCCCCCAGCCCUGCCCCUCACAGCCCAGCUACGGAGCCCCCCCACACAGUCUGGAUACACAGUCAGACCUCAGGCAGACAGGGGCCUGGGGGUCCCACUCUGGGGACCCUGGCUCUGUGGCAUCCAGGAUGGGUGCCUGUGCCGGACACUCAGUGAUCCAGACUUCCCCCAGCCUCAGCCCAUCUCUGCAGUCAGACCAACCUCCACACGGUAGGCCUCAGACCAGGAGCUGGGGUAGCGGCUGCCUCCCAGCUCUGGUCACUGUGAUCCAGGCUCUGAUGGGCUCCAUCUUGGUCAUCGCUAACGGGCUGGUGCUGCUGCUGAUCCCAGGAUGCCUGGACUCCAUUGAGGCCUGCGGCCUCAUUCUCUACCUGGACCCUGGUUUCUCCUUGCUGGCUGUGCUGGUGUUGCUUACCACUACCCUGCCCCAGGUGUGUCGGGGGGGUCAGCUGCUGCUGCAGGCGUGCCCCCCCCAGGUGCGAGUGUCGGAGCUGGGUCGUAGGAUCUCCAGCGUGCCGGGGGUCUGGGCCGUGCAUGAACUGCACGUGUGGCAGCUGACCGAGAGCUGCCUGGUGGCCUCUGUCCACGUGCACUGCCACGCUGGCUUCCAGACCCACAGGUGUGGUGACUUAUUGUCUGGAGUAACCAAGGUGCUGCAGAGUGUAGGAGUGAGCUGUUGGACCAUCCAGCCAGAGUUCACCCCCUUCUCUGCAACAGUCAGCAGUAACCUUGACAACCACAACACCCCCCCGACCCUCAUUCGGGACACCCCUUCUCAGCCCCCCCACCCGCCCUGCAGCCUGGCCUGUGGGAAGAGCUGUGCAGACAAGAUGUGUUGUCACACUGUUGAGGAAGAGAAUGCACAGCCUGUAGCGCUCUCUGCUGGAGAGGUGGAGGAAGAGCCUCAGAUGCUGGUGAUAGAAAACACCUUCCUCUGAGAUGAAGCAUGAGGGAGGAUGGAAUCAGUUAUGACGGGACAAACUGCACAGCAAACAUCCAAACUCAAACUCCUGUCAGUUUUUAUUCUUUGAAAACUCUUGUUUAGCCUUUACUUGUGUUUGUUUUACAUAAGAAUGUUUAUGAUCAGUUUUAUUUGUAUCACCACAGUGCCUUACCAAAGAUGACAUUGAAUUUGUGUAAGUCAGAUGUCAAUCAUACAGUGUUGUAGUGUCUUUGUGAAUAAAUUAAUGUUUAAGUUUUUGUAUAGUAAAAUACUGUGACAGAGGAGUGAUCAAGACCAAGUCACAGUUACACUGAAUUUAAGACUGAACAACAGUCACUGUCUCUGGUCUGGAUAUCACAAGGGUUGAGACUUCACACACCUAAACUGUUCACCUCUCUGGAUAAAACAAUUUGAUCCGAAGCAACGUAUGAGGAUUUGACUCUGCCGCAGAGCUAUCAUGUGCAUCAGAAUUACUUCUAACUUGUCUUCAUCCCUGCUGUGCUGCAGUAAUGACAUUAAUAAUAUCAUAAUAAGUCCUCUUACUGAAUAAAAACCCU
Hypomesus transpacificus is the source of this 2470-nucleotide messenger RNA. RefSeq names its product zinc transporter 1. The coding region runs from base 1 to 1908 and encodes 635 amino acids. Lineage: Eukaryota; Metazoa; Chordata; Actinopteri; Osmeriformes; Osmeridae. The transcript is spliced from 5 exons. Gene Ontology annotation, molecular function: calcium channel inhibitor activity; zinc ion transmembrane transporter activity. Gene Ontology annotation, biological process: zinc ion transmembrane transport; intracellular zinc ion homeostasis; detoxification of zinc ion. The record is from RefSeq and is a predicted model, not a curated record. Gene Ontology annotation, cellular component: endoplasmic reticulum; Golgi apparatus.